AUGGCGGCCAGUGGGGCCUCCGCUAGCAUUGAAGUUCACUGUACAAUUCAGGAUAGCAAGAAAGGUAAAUUUCAGUGCAAUUACUGUGGUAAGGUAGUGAGUAAAAUGUCUCGUAUCAAGUAUCACUUGGGAGGCAUAAGGGGAGAAGUGACUCCUUGCACAGAAGUUCCCGCAGAUGUGAAGAAACUAUUUCUCGAGAAGCUAUGUGAAAAUAAGACUAUGAACAAGAUAGUCCUUAAUCUGGCCACAUCAGAAACUCCCUUGAAGAGAAAGAGGUGCCCUGGCACGAAUAGCUGCACAUCUAGCAAGAGUCAAUCCACCGAAAGCGCCUCUUCAUGGAAGAGUGAAGAGAUGACCAGUGCACCAGAAGAUGGUUCGGCAGACCUUUCUCUAUUUUCUGAAGAAGCAGGUCUAUGGGAGAGGACAUUUAGCGAAGGAAAAGAGUACAGACCGUCAAUGCAAGCCCGACUCAUUGGCCGGUUCUUCUAUGAAAAUGGUAUUGAUUUUAAUGCUGUCAAUUCUCCAAGCUUCCAGGAAAUGAUGACUGCUACUGUUGGAAAUGCGCAUUGUGAGUACGAUAUCCCUAGUUACCGAGAGUUGAAAGGCCCAAUCCUUCAGGAAGAAGUGAAAGAAAUGAGACAAUAUCUCCAAACAGUCAGGCAAUCGUGGGGGACAACAGGGUGCAGCAUCCUGCUGGAUGGAUGGAUUGAUGAGAAAGGCAGGACCUUGGUCAACUUUUUGGCAGAUUGCCCUCGAGGUGCUAUUUAUCUCUCGUCAACUGACAUUUCUUCUUGUGUUGGUGACGUUGAUGCCUUUCUGUCAAUAUUAAAUGGAGUAAUUGAGGAGGUUGGAGGCAACAAUGUUAUUCAGAUCGUGGCGUGGUCAGCGGAAGAUUGGCUGGAGAAUGCAGGCGAGAAGUUCAUAGAAAAAUACAAGAGAGCUAUGUGGGGUGUGAGUGCUUCUCACUGCAUCGAACUCAUGUUGGAAAAGAUUGGGAUGGUGAGUUCUGUCAAAGGUGUAAUGAAGAAGGCCAAGACUGUGGUAGAGUUCAUCCACACUCACGCACCUGGAUUGGAACUAACGGGCUCACAAACCCUUGGCCAUGAGCUUCUCAAACCCCACAAGAUAAUAUCAGCUAUCCCAUAUAUGACAUUGGAGAAUAUGGUAUCAGGAAAGAAGAAAUUGAGGGAGAUGUUCCUGUCAUCCGGAUGGAGCACCUCAUUUCUGGCUUCGAGCGAGGAGGGAAAGAGGGUAGUUGACCUGAUAAGUAAUCCCUCUUUCUGGUAUGGAGCCAGAAUGGUCUUAAAGGCAACGGUGCCAUUGUUGCGUGUCCUGGGUUUCAUUCUUGGGAGUGAUAAACCGCAAGCGGGGUACAUAUAUGAAACCAUGGAUCAGGUGAAAGAAACGAUUAGAAGCGAGUUUGAGAACAACGAGUCCAGGUACAUGCCCUUCUGGAAAAUAAUUGAUGGCAUUUGGAAUGCCCAUCUACACAGCCCACUCCAUGCCGCUGGAUAUUAUUUGAACCCAAGUCUCUUUUAUGCAAGUGACUUUUACUUCGACGCAGAAGUGGCCUUUGGCCUCCUGUGUUCCAUUGUGCUGAUGGUUCGUGAUCUUGAUGCUCAAGUCGUAAUCGCGUUACAAAUUGACAAGUAUCGACAUGCCAAAGGUGCUUUUGCAGAGGGGAGUGCUGUUGAUAAAAGGAACAUUUCCCCCGUGGACUGGUGGUCCAGGUUUGGAGAAGAAUGCCCCCAGCUGCAGAGGUUCGCUAUCCGGGUCUUCAGUCAGACCUGCGACGGUUCUUCAAGAUACGGGCUGAAAAGGGACAUGGCUGAGAAGCUUCUCACUGGUGGACGAAACCGCGCGGAUCAAGAGCGGUUGCGUGACCUGACGUUCUUAAGUUACAAUCUUCAACUGCAGCAAUUUCAUUCUAAGCUGGUUAGGAACAAUUACUAG
Messenger RNA from Eucalyptus grandis, 1953 nucleotides. RefSeq lists its product as uncharacterized. The transcript is spliced from 2 exons. The coding region runs from base 1 to 1953 and encodes 650 amino acids. NCBI's taxonomy places the organism in Eukaryota, Viridiplantae, Streptophyta, Magnoliopsida, Myrtales, Myrtaceae. The record is from RefSeq and is a predicted model, not a curated record.